Messenger RNA from Apis dorsata (giant honeybee), 4240 nucleotides. RefSeq names its product protein roadkill (gene rdx). Gene Ontology annotation, cellular component: nucleus; cytoplasm. Gene Ontology annotation, molecular function: ubiquitin protein ligase binding. The coding region runs from base 692 to 2023 and encodes 443 amino acids. Gene Ontology annotation, biological process: regulation of proteolysis; proteasome-mediated ubiquitin-dependent protein catabolic process. Lineage: Eukaryota; Metazoa; Arthropoda; Insecta; Hymenoptera; Apidae. The record is from RefSeq and is a predicted model, not a curated record. The transcript is spliced from 8 exons.
CCUGUAGGAGGGAGCCUUGGGUACCCGGCGGUGAACCAUCAUCGUUCUAGCACGACACGAGGUCGCGGAAAAGCACGAGCAUCGUCGAAGCGUGCACGAAUACGACCGAACCGUAACGAAAGCGUACGAGGCCACAGAUACAGGGGUGGGGACUCGCAGACUCUCAGUAGUCGAAUUCAGUCGAGCCAGCGCCGUGAUCGGAGUUGGAAUAGUGACUGGCGAACAGUGUUCGGAGCAGGCGUAUCCGCUCUCGGUGUUCUAGUCGCUCCUUAAUCACGCGCACACGAAUUAAUUUGAUCGGCUGGCAGACCCGAAAUCGAAUAUUCGCUUCGUUUUUUAUUCGUUUCUUGUUUAACCGUGGGCUUCGUACGCUUCUAUCGUUCUCCGUCGUGCAUGUUCAUCAAUUUAUAUAGUUUGUCGCUAUUCGUUUAACCGUCCCCGCUGUGAUUGACUGUCGCGAAGGCCUUUUUUUCCGGAGCCGCUACAGACACGGCAGUGAAAAUGCGGUAGUGACAGUGGUAUAUCAGAGACAGGGAGAAAAAGAGAAUCCCUGAGUACGUUUGUAGGCGCGAGGACGCCACGAGUUUACUCGAUAAAAAUCGAAGUGAACGAAAUUAGGGGAGAGGCUCCUUGAAGCCAGGGCCAGAAGUUAUGUCGAAUUCGUGUGUUCGAGGACGAGGAAUUUACGCGCAUGUGUCCAGUGGGAUUUAGUGUCGGCGAUAAAGCAUUCUUUCCAGAUCUGGAUACCUUGCUCGCAACACCUACGGGACCUGGAUUAUCUCAUGUCAGGAUGGCGCUGGCGCGACUUGCGGUGAGCGACUGUGCGCCUCAAACGUCGCGGGUCAGCUCAAACUUGCACAGCAGCAGUAGUAUGGCAGUAAGCCGUGUACCAAGCCCUCCACCACCGGAAGUGAACACCCCCGUGGCCGAAAAUUGGUGUUACACGCAGGUCUUAUGUGCACAGGUGAAGGUGGUUAAGUUCAGCUACAUGUGGACGAUAAAUAACUUCAGCUUUUGCCGGGAGGAAAUGGGAGAAGUACUAAAGUCGUCCACCUUCUCAGCAGGGGCCAACGAUAAAUUAAAAUGGUGCCUAAGAGUGAAUCCUAAGGGUCUGGAUGAGGAGAGCAAAGACUAUCUGUCGCUAUAUCUCCUUCUCGUUUCGUGCAACAAAUCCGAAGUCAGAGCAAAGUUCAAAUUUUCUAUUCUUAAUGCCAAAAGAGAAGAAACCAAAGCAAUGGAGAGCCAACGUGCUUAUAGGUUCGUCCAAGGUAAAGAUUGGGGUUUUAAGAAGUUCAUUAGGAGAGAUUUCUUGUUGGAUGAAGCCAAUGGACUCUUGCCCGACGAUAAACUCACGAUAUUCUGUGAGGUAUAUACCUUUGUCAGCGUAGUGGCAGAUAGCGUGAAUAUUUCCGGACAAAGUAAUACUAUACAAUUCAAAGUUCCAGAAUGUCGAUUACCGGAUGAUUUAGGACUUUUAUUUGAAAACCAAAAAUUCAGCGAUGUCACGUUGACAGUAUGUGGGAGAGAAUUUCAAGCGCACAAAGCUAUUCUCGCAGCACGAAGUCCUGUUUUUUCGGCGAUGUUCGAGCACGAGAUGGAGGAAAGGAAACAAAAUCGCGUGGAUAUCACCGACGUAGACCACGAAGUGUUACGAGAGAUGUUACGAUUUAUAUAUACGGGAAAGGCAGCAAAUUUGGAAAAGAUGGCGGACGAUUUACUAGCUGCAGCGGACAAAUACGCAUUAGAAAGGUUGAAAGUUAUGUGCGAGGAAGCGUUAUGCACAAGUUUAGCAAUCGAGAACGCAGCUGACAUUCUAAUUCUUGCUGAUCUUCAUAGUGCUGAUCAACUUAAGGCACAAGCCAUAGAUUUUAUUAACACACAUGCGACAGACGUAAUGGACACAGCAGGUUUUAAAUCAAUGGUGAACUCUCAUCCGCACCUCAUAGCGGAAGCGUUUCGGGCAUUAGCCACUCAACAAAUUCCACCGAUCGGACCGCCCAGGAAGCGGGUGAAACAAAGCUGAAAACAAUCACCGCUGACUCCGGGCACAACCUCCACAUCGCCCCCGCCUAUUUUGCAUCCCUCAUGACUUUUUUGUGUACAGUGAUACAAGUAGUGCUAAAUAAAUGUUUCCUAGUGCGCCAUUCUCUGGUCCACUUAAAAAGGAACUGCGACGAGAACUGUUCUUCAUGGUUUUCGACCUAAAUUUGUAUCGUUCAAACAAGAUACAUUGUGCAGCCGAUUCAAACGGCAAGGCGGGAAACGCAGUUAACUUAUGGCUAUAGACUUUAUUGUAAUUUGGUGAAAUCGUCGAUAUUAGAAAAAGCCUAUCACAGAAAAGGAACCGAGAAAAGGGUAUGAUGAAAGAUAAUCUUUUUCUGAAAAAGAGUAAAUUAUUAAACGCGUUGGUUUCAAUCAGAUUGAACGAAAUUAUUGGUAGUUUGCAUUGUACGUUACAUUCUCCUGUGUGAGAGGGACAUGUGUUUAUCCAUCGAUAUGCAAAUAUCAUGUCAGCGAUUUGUCAAUGCGCAUAAUUAGGGUCUUGUAAUGGAUUUGUUUUCGUUUAUAAUGAGAAUAAGUGAUGAAAACGCGCAAACCAUCUAUGCAUUAUGAAAAAGACAUCAGAAACAGCCAGAGGACCAAGGCGAGAUUGAAACUCGCUGAUACAUUGCUACACACAUAACAAACUCACACGCGAAGAAAGAGAGAUAUACAUGUGAUGUACGAAGAAAGUUGUGAUAGACGUCAACCAGACAAUUAAAAGAAAAAGAUUUUGUUCCUUUGUCGAAAAUAACGAAUCAAAUAAGAAGUGUCCCACGCUUGUUCAUCGUGUACACGAGCGACAAGAAUAAAAUUAGAUAUGUUUAUUACUGAUAGUGAUUUUUAGUUUUAAAUGAAAAAAAAAAAAAGAAAGAAAAAUGAAAUCGUCGAAUUCUUCCAAGAACGGAGAAAAAAUGAUUCUAGUUAGUGUUUUUUAUGAUCUCUUUCUCUCAACAUGUACGACUACUACGAUUACUAUUAAUGCUACGCAAUCUGUGCCCCGUAUUUUUGUAUAUUUUUUGUCUGCAAAUACCUACAUCCUAUCCUCCAUGCGGCCUUUUUCUCUAUUUCCCCUUAAUCCCUAUUCCCCAUUCCCAUUCCCUUGUCGCUAGGCACAGUUUGUUUUGUUUUCUCGAGUAUUGCAUAGUAGACGAAGUGAUAGAUUCGAAUUAUUAUUAUUAUUGUUAUUAUUAUUUUUAUUAUUAUUACUAUUAUUAUUACUAUUAUUAUUAUUAUUACUAUUAUUAUUACUAUUACUAUUAUUAUUAUUACUAUAUUAUUAUUAUUAUUAUUAUUAUAUUAUAUUGUAUUAAAUUUAGGGUUGUCCAUAAUUUAUCAGAUUUUAUGUUAAUUAUUAUUGAAAUGUCUAUCAUAUUCGCAGGAUACAUGUAUUAAUUAAAAAUAUUGCAAGAGUUUCAUUAAAUGAAAAGAAUGAAAUCAAACAGAUAUUGUUAGAAAAAGAAGAAAUGAACAUCAAAUAUAAAAAGGAAAUUAAAAACACUGUAUAAUAUAAAAGGUUAGUCAAUUAUAAUAUGAGAAUAUUAAUCGUUUUUGUGUAAUUAAUUAUCAAAAUCGCGAAAUUGUGUGGUCAAUGAUCUGAAUUAUGGGCAACCGACAGAAUACACAAAACAAUAAUCAUCAUUUAGUACCGUACUGGCUUCCUGAUCCUCCGACCUAGCUUUACCGAAUGUUUUAAAUACAAGAUAUAAAUACUUACCAUUACAAAGGAGUAAUGAUCGAAGAUUUAAUGCCAUACAUGUUCUGUGAUAAGACCACUGUAAUUAACCGCAAUUGUAUCACAACCUUUCUAGAACUUUCUGACGAUCCUGGCAGCCAGUGAAUUUAUCUUUUAAGGAAACGGUCGCUAUAUCCGGACAGUCCCAAAUCUAGCGUCCCUUUCGAUUUUAAGGUUUUUACUGUACAUAUCUACUGUAUUUUAUAAGAACUGAACCGAAACGGAACUAUACUUUUAAUGAAGGGUACAAUAAUCAACUAUAAUUUAUUCUAUUUUACAGACUGUGCUAAACUCAUGUUCCUUGAAACACACUAGCAAUGCUUUAAGUAAAUGUAAUGUAAUUAUGACAAAUUAAUACGAUUAGAUUAUAUAUAUGUGUAUCUCGUUUUUGAUCUCGAUAUGUACAUGCAUUUACACGUAUCGUCUAUCAUGACGUUGUAAUGUAUUUCUGUCGAGAUUAAAAGU